UACAACAGAUCUGAGAUAUAACAUGUAUGUUUCAGGGAAAAGAAACAGAAAACAAACAAAUCGAAUACCUAGUUCAACUAACUUUGAUGAAUGAUUAACACUUUAUAUUAUAUAAGUGGAGUUUCGGAAAGCAAUUGUUAAGUUAGUUAGGUGUUUAAUGACUUUUUUUAAGUUGCUUCGGUCCAUUUAAAAUACUUGUAGCAAAAUAAAUUGUUGAUAUGGUUUCGACACGUAAGCGUAUUGCUGUUAUAAUAUGUGUGAUCGUUCUAUUAGUUUGUUUAUUAAGAAUAUUUUUCUGGAAUUCACCUAUACCAAUUUUGACAAACCAGCGGUACAACGAAAGCAAUGGAAGGCCUCCAGUACCCGUGGUUGUAAUGGUGUUUUAUGAGGCCCUAUGUCCGGACUCAAAGUAUUUCCUCACCAAGCAGCUGCUCCCAACAUUCAAGGUUGCUGCAUCAAUUAUGGAGGUGAAACUUGCGCCUUAUGGCAAGGCAAGGACAAACGAAUUUGAUGACAAAGUAUCUUUUGAAUGUCAGCACGGACCUGCGGAGUGCCAAGCGAACAUUUACCAUGCAUGUACCGCGAAGAUAAUAGAAGACCCGCUCCUGCGUCUACAAGUUGCCACAUGUAUGAUUAGAGAUAAUCGUUUACCUCAAGAUGCUAUGCAUAAGAAAACAACAACAUGAACAAAUUCGAUAUUACGAAGAAGAAGUUCCGGGAGAGCAGCACACGGCUGCAGCAAGAAAGACGAGCGGCGAGGCUAAUACUGGCGAGACCAGCAGGGGCGGGCAUACAGAUCAGGACAGCACCGACUCGCGGUGCAGGCUAGCUCUGCUACAAAGAGAAGAGCCGUCGCAACCAGAGGGUCAACAGACAGCCCGACCGCCAGCAAGAACGGCCGGGGCGACCGCUAGAGGCGAACGGAUCCAAAUCGCCCAUGUUCCCCGCAGGCCCCUUGAGGCAGUGGCCGACAGGAAUGUUCAGGAGCAACAGGUAGAACGGGCAAGGACACCGUCGCCAGACCGGGACAUCCUGGAGCUGCACCCGAAGGUCACGGAGGCACAAGCGGCGGAGGCACAGGCAGAGGGAGCAGCAGCAGGCCAUGAGACGGAGGCACGCCCAGACUCACAAGCACCACAAGCGGAGUUAUUCACGAACGAGAUGGGGUGGAUCUUACCAAGGGAUGCAACGAUGUCGGCCAGGGCGGUCGACGAGAUUAAAGAAAGAUGGAACAGAAGGAGAAAGGAAAAGCAGCAGAGCAUAUUGGUAAAAGACGAGCGAAAGACGUGGAAGGUUAUUUUUGGAAGGGGAACCCGAAUUACUAUAAGACACUUCGUGCCUUCUCAAGAGGGGGGGAGGUGUGGCGCUCAGGAGCGCACAGAAUAAACAUAAUAUAUAAGAAUAAACAAAUAAUAAACAUAAGCAGUAGUUAUAGAUUAAAAUAGUAGUAAAAUGCAA
This is a messenger RNA of Drosophila gunungcola (fruit fly), 1458 nucleotides long. Its product is annotated as gamma-interferon-inducible lysosomal thiol reductase. Gene Ontology annotation, molecular function: oxidoreductase activity, acting on a sulfur group of donors, disulfide as acceptor. Bases 219 to 686 code for a protein of 155 amino acids. NCBI's taxonomy places the organism in Eukaryota, Metazoa, Arthropoda, Insecta, Diptera, Drosophilidae. The transcript is spliced from 3 exons. The record is from RefSeq and is a predicted model, not a curated record.